This is a messenger RNA of Triticum aestivum (bread wheat), 1209 nucleotides long. RefSeq lists its product as uncharacterized. The record is from RefSeq and is a predicted model, not a curated record. The transcript has a single exon. Bases 97 to 1086 code for a protein of 329 amino acids. NCBI's taxonomy places the organism in Eukaryota, Viridiplantae, Streptophyta, Magnoliopsida, Poales, Poaceae.
AAAGCCAAGGGAAACCCAAAAGAGACCAUCCCACUUCACACUCCCGAAGCUCGGCCGCCUCCUGUCCUCUCCUCUCCUGCAUGCUCGCCGCCGGCGAUGCCCGGCCCGCUCAAGCGCCCCUCCCUCGGCCGCCUGCUCGCCGCCCUCCGCUCGCCGUCCCGCGUCCCGGUCCAGACCGGCUUCCCCACCUCCCUCGCCGACCUCGUCGUCAAGAACCAUGGCCGCCUCAGGAAGCCCCGCAAGCCGCGCCGCCCCACCGCCCUGGCGCUGCCCCCGUCUCCGCCGGAGACCCCGGUGGACGUAGGGGAGACUCCUUCGCUGCCGCCAUCGCCCGGGCCGCUCUCGCCGGUGGUCGUGGAGGAGUCCUCGGCCCCGGUGGUGCGGCGGCUCGACGCGCGUAAAGGCGCCGCCUUCUUCCGGCCCCGCCCGGAGCUCCUCGCGCUCGGCGGGGCCGUGGCGCUCGCGCUCCUCGCCGUGUGGAGGGAGGGGACCGUCGCGGCCUUCACCAUCGCCUCGCUGUCGUUGCUCUGGAUCGAGUCGGCCUCCCGCCGGCGUCGGCGCUCCUCGCGCCCGGCGGAGCUGCCCGAUUCGCGCGGCCCCGCCCCCGUCUCGCCGAUCCGGGAGGCGGAAGAAGCGCCCGGGCCAUCCAGCUGCUCCGAUUCCGACAGGAACAGCGAGGCCCCCUCCCCUCGGCCCUCCGGCGGCGAAGAUCCGGCCACCCCCAAGAGGAAACCGAGGAGGUCGCUGAGGAAGAUAAUCUCCAAGACGCUGCAGAAGAAGCCCAAGGCGAAGGAUGCCUCAUGCUCUACCGACGGCGAGGUCGAGCAGCCGGAGCCAGUUAGAACCGAGGCCUUUGUAAUUCCAGCCCCUUCCUUGGCCGAGCAGACGCCGUCGGAACCAAGCACAGGAUCGUCGGUGGAGAUGAAGAUGGAGAUGGAAAGGCGAGGGGGCAGAUUCCCCCUGGCGGCGUUCGUCCCGGUCAUCCUCGCGGGCCUCGCCGCCGGGAAGCUCCCGGCGACGGCGCUGGCCGUGCUCUGCGUGGCCUUCUUCGGCUCGCGCCGUCGAGCGAAUUUAGGCCGCCAGUAACCCGCCGAGUGAGAGAGAUCCGAUCCCCUCGAAACCGUCCGUUUGUAAAAAAUCAGAGACAGAAGAAGAAGAACAAAUCCAUACAUGCUGAAUGUUGAUCCGGCUUUUCCACCGUUUGUAAAA